Molecule: messenger RNA, 708 nt
Organism: Acanthamoeba castellanii str. Neff
Lineage: Eukaryota; Discosea; Longamoebia; Acanthamoebidae
Product: tetratricopeptide repeat domain containing protein
Exons: 5
Coding region: 1-708 (235 amino acids)
Cellular component (GO): cytoplasm; mitotic spindle pole; spindle microtubule
Molecular function (GO): microtubule binding
Source: RefSeq, a predicted model, not a curated record
AUGGCCGAAGAAGUUCCCCAGGAGGUGUUGGCGAAGGCCGACAGCAUGGAUGACAACAAGGAGUUCGCGGCGCUCUUCGACUUUCUCCACGAGCAGGCCAAGGCCUACCCGGACAACUUCGAAAUCAUGUGGAGAAUCGCCCGCGUCAACUUCGACAUGUCGUCCGAGAAGCCUGCGCAGAAGAAGGAGUACAUCCUCACCAGCUUCGCCAUCACGGAGAAGCUCCUUGUCUUGCAGCCUGACAACUAUCUCUCUCACAAGUGGUAUGCCAUCGUUUUGAGCUCCCUGUCCGACUUCCGCAGCACUAAGGAGAAGAUCCAGGAGUCCGUCCUCAUCAAGGAGCACUGCCUCAAGGCCAUUGAGCUGCACGGCAAGGGUGGCGAUCAGACGCUGAACCAUUUGCUGGGUCGCUGGUGCUUCGCCGUUGCCAGCAUCUCGUGGAUGGAGAGGAAGCUCGCCUCGGCCAUCUUUGCUUCCCCGCCCGAGUCCUCGUACGACGAGGCCCUCAAGUACUUCCUCGGCGCCGAAGGCAUCAAGGAGAACGAAGAGUUCCUCGAGAACCUGCUCUGGACCGGCCACACCUACCACAAGCUCAACAACGUGGCCAAGGCCAAGGAGUACUACGCCAGGGCCGCCGCGGUGCAACCCAAGAGCACGUCCGACAUCGCCCUCGUCAAUGAGGCCCAGCAGAAGCACGCCCGCCUCUAG